This is a messenger RNA of Fukomys damarensis (Damara mole-rat), 1110 nucleotides long. RefSeq names its product cell cycle control protein 50A-like. Gene Ontology annotation, biological process: phospholipid translocation. Gene Ontology annotation, cellular component: Golgi apparatus; plasma membrane; endoplasmic reticulum. Lineage: Eukaryota; Metazoa; Chordata; Mammalia; Rodentia; Bathyergidae. The coding region runs from base 1 to 1095 and encodes 364 amino acids. The record is from RefSeq and is a predicted model, not a curated record. The transcript is spliced from 2 exons.
AUGGCGAUGAACUGCAACGCCAAGGACAGGUGGACGGAGGGCCCCUGUGUGGGCUGGGGGGGCGCCGCGAAGACGCGGAGGCCGGACAACACGGCCUUCAAGCAGCAGCGGCUGCCCGCCUGGCAGCCCAUCCUCACGGCGGGCACCGUGCUGCCUACGUUCUUCAUCGUCGGCCUCAUCUUCAUCCCCAUCGGCAUCGGCAUCUUCGUCACCUCCAACAACAUCCGCGAGAUAGAGAUUGAUUAUACCGGAGCAGAGCCUUCCAGUCCCUGCAAUAAAUGCUUCUCCCCAGAUGUGACACCUUGUGUUUGCACCAUUAACUUCACACUGGAAAAGGCAUUUGAGGGCAAUGUGUUUAUGUAUUAUGGACUGUCUAAUUUUUAUCAAAAUCAUCGCCGUUAUGUGAAAUCUCGAGAUGAUAGACAGCUAAAUGGAGAUUCUAGUGCUUUGCUUAAUCCCAGUAAGGAAUGUGAGCCUUAUCGAAAAAAUGAAGACCUACCAAUUGCUCCUUGUGGAGCUAUUGCCAACAGCAUGUUUAAUGAUACGUUAGAAUUGUUUCUGCUCGCCAAUGAAUCUGAUCCUACGCCUACACCUAUUCAUUUGAUCAAGAAAGGUAUUGCUUGGUGGACAGACAAACAUGUGAAGUUCAGAAAUCCUCCUGGAGAAGGAACCCUGGAAGAACGAUUUAAAGGAACAACAAAGCCAAUAAACUGGCUCAAACCAGUGUACAUGCUGGAUUCUGAAGAAGAUAAUAAUGGCUUCAUAAAUGAGGAUUUUAUUGUUUGGAUGCGCACAGCAGCACUGCCUACUUUUCGAAAGUUGUAUCGUCUUAUUGAACGGAAAAAUGAUUUACAUCCAACAUUACCAGCUGGACAGUACUAUUUGAAAAUCACAUACAAUUACCCUGUACAUUCUUUUGGUGGACGAAAAUGGAUGAUCUUGAGCACUAUUUCAUGGAUGGGAGGAAAAAAUCCAUUUUUGGGGAUUGCUUACAUCACUGUUGGAUCAAUCGCUUUCCUUCUGGGAGUUGUUCUGCUAGUAAUUAAUCAUAAAUAUGGAAGCAGUAGUAACACUGCUGACACCAUGGCAUUUUGAGGUUGGCUCAUACAA